This is a messenger RNA of Cydia pomonella (codling moth), 3157 nucleotides long. RefSeq names its product phospholipase A1 2-like. Gene Ontology annotation, biological process: lipid metabolic process. The transcript has 2 exons. Gene Ontology annotation, molecular function: lipase activity. Bases 1444 to 2523 code for a protein of 359 amino acids. Lineage: Eukaryota; Metazoa; Arthropoda; Insecta; Lepidoptera; Tortricidae. The record is from RefSeq and is a predicted model, not a curated record.
CCCCGUAACUUCUAAAAUAACAGAAUGAAAAAUCAAAAAAAAUAAAUAUGAUAUACAUUGCCAUGCAAACUUCCACCGAAAAUUGGUUUGAACGAGAUCUAGUAAGUAGUUUUUUUUUAAUACGUCAUAAAAUUUAAAAAAAAAUUUUUUUUUCAUCAGACCCAUACGUGUGGGGUAUCUAUGAAUAGGUCUUCAAAAAUGAUAUUUAGGUUUCUAAUAUCAUUUUUUUCUAAACUGAAUAGUUUGCACGAGAGACACUUCCAAAGUGAAAAAAAGUGUGUCCCCCCCCCCCCCCUGUAACUUCUAAAAUAACGGAAUGAAAAUCUAAAAAAAAUAUAUGAUAUACAAUACCAUGCAAACUUCCAACGAAAAUUGGUUUGAACCAGAUCUAGUAAGUAGUUUUUUUAAUACGUCAUAAAUGGUACGGAACCCUUCAUGGGCGAGUCCGACUCGCACUUGGCCGCUUUUUAGGGUUCCGUAGCCAAAUGGCAAAAAACGGAACCCUUAUAGAUUCGUCAUGUCCGUCUGUCUGUCCGAUUAUGUCACAGCCACUUUUUUCCGAAACUAUAAGAGCUAUACUGUUCAAACUUGGUAAGUAGAUGUAUUCUAUGAACCGCAUUAAGAUGUUUACACAAAAAUAGAAAAAAACCAAUAAAUUUUGGGGGUUCCCCAUACUUAGAACUGAAACUCAAAAAAUCUUUUUUCAUCAAACCCAUACGUGUGGGGUAUCUAUGGAUAGGUCUUUAAAAAUGAUAUUGAGGUUUCUAAUAUCAUUUUUUUCUAAACUGAAUAGUUUGCGCGAGAGACACUUCCAAAGUGGAAAAAUGUGUCCCCCCCCACCCCUGUAACUUCUAAAAUAACGGAAUGAAAAAUCUAAAAAAAAUAUAUGAUAUACAUUACCAUGCAAACUUCCAACGAAAAUUGGUUUGAACCAGAUCUAGUAAGUAGUUUUUUUAAUACGUCAUAAAUGGUACGGAACCCUUCAUGGGCGAGUCCGACUCGCAGUUGGCCGCUUUUUUUAUAUCCGUCUCACGUGAACAUAAGAAGACCAUUUCAUGAAUUGGUAGGCAAGUAAUUAAAACAUUUAAUAUUAAACAAAUAUCUCCAUAGUUAGGGGCGUAAACAGUGAAUUGUAAUACAUUUAGGUACAUAAUUGAGAGGCUUUUAAAUAAGAGUCCAAAUGAAUGUAACAAUAUUGUUAUGUCGGGUGUGUUUGCCAUUUCACAAAGUUAAUUGAGCAACAUGCAGUUGGCAAUAAAAAUGUGCAGUACGUGUAUAUUGUGAUUCGUUUACGUAAUGGGGAAACGAGUGUCCGAGAGCGAGUGUAGUGGUGCGUGUAAGUGGUCUAGAUAGCCCCUCCCCUCCCCCUGCCGGCUGCGAGAGAGACCUUUCUCCGCUAGCCUGCCAGUGACACAGUGACCGUGUUACCGCAGGGCCUAUGCCAUGCACCAGUACGGUGUCGUCGUGCCGCUACUGGCCGUGUUGUGUCUGAUACCACCGUUACAAGCGCAAACCACAAGCGCCGACUCGAAUCUGUCGUUUGCUGAAAACGUCUACAUUAAACUAUCCGGUGCAUGUAGAGCAAUUAUGGAUCUUCGGUACAGUUCGAUGAAUGUGAAUAAUGAACUAGUUAAAACAAUGAAAAUUGUUUGGCUCAAUGGGAACGAGAUGAAGACAUAUCCAAUCGAUCAAUCGUUCAAAGCCUUGACAACGGGUUUAAUGUUUGAUAUCACUAAACAGACCAAAGUAAUCAUCCACGGCUAUAGAGAUAGCUCCCAGUCUCAAGUGCCACUAGACAUGGCUAGAGCGUACAAUGAAAAAGCUAUGUUUAAUGUUAUAAUGGUCGACGCAGAAGAACUGAUUAAUAAGGGUUAUAUAUUUUCUGUACACAACUCUCGUUUGGUUGGAAAACGGCUCGCUAAUCUUUUGGCCAAUUUGGAAAAGUUCGGAGCUAAUUCGGAGGAUUUUCAUCUUCUCGGCAUCAGUCUCGGGGCGCACAUCGCCGGAUGGGCGGGGAAGUAUUUUCGACGGUACAAAGGCCGUAAUUUGGGCCGCAUUACUGGAUUAGAUCCAGCCGGCCCGUGCUUCUCGUACGCUUAUGCUGACCAAAGAUUGGAUAAAUUAGACGCGAACUAUGUUGACGUGGUGCAUUCAAAUAGACUAGUACAAGGUGUAAUCGAACCGCUGGGUCACGCAGACUUUUAUGUUAAUGGCGGAGGCCCGAACCAACCAGGCUGUAUGUCACCGUCGUGCAGCCAUUUGCGCGCGGCUCAACUAUACACAGAAAGUAUCAGAAGCCCAAAAACUAUAGUUGGAGUUAAAUGUGUAAACUGGCAAUCUUUUAUAGUUAACAAAUGCGAGGAUAAUGAUUUUGCAGUGCUAGGUUACGGAUCAUCGUCCACAACUCGCGGUUUGUACUACCUGCGAACCUCCGCUAGUGCUCCCUUUGGACUCGGUAUGAGUGGAGCUAAAAAUGUAAAAGUGAAGGAAGAUACUUGGUUAGCAAGUUUAAAUUUAACAUAAUUUCGGGUGACUGGUGGUUCAGGUUUGUUAAAAUCUGCUGUAUGUUGUUGCCAUAUUGUUUUUAAAUGUUGAUUUAUCAAAAAAACUUUUUUAAUGCUAAGCCGAUAUUGUUUUAUUUAUACUUACUUUUGUUCAAACAUAUGAUUAGUAGUCAAACUAGGAUAAUUUAUCAUUAUCCCAAGUCUUCUUUCAACAUAAAUAACUCUAUACGUACAGAAAUGAAUAUUAACAAACAUCGUGAUCUUGCGUUACUUGCACGUUGAUUUAUUUUUAUCCGGCCGCAAUAAAUAAUCAUGUGAUAUAUUUUCUGAAUUGUAGCAAAACAUUGGCCUUCUUAGCGUAAGUAAUAAAUGUAAGUGCUUACGAUUCAAUAAAAGUCUAAUCAAGUGUUACAACAUAGUUUCGCAAUUUCGGAACUAAUCGUACCGUGACAAAUAAGGCUAUUUGUAACCCAGGACAAAUUAGAUAUUGCUUGAAUUGCUUAACAAGAUGUUUCCACGCUUGAAUGAGAGAUUAUCUGUUUAUUGUUUAAAAUAUGAAAUUUCCAAGUUAAGUUUUUAAAAUUAAUAGGAAUUAAAUACAAAUAAUACAAUUAAUUGGAUGUCCAGGAACCGUUUCUACUUAGUAAUACAAA